AUGGACUUGCUAAGAGAACGAGCACAAGAUAUUCGCAAUUUAUAGAACAACUAAGUGCAAAUUAAGGAGAAGAUUAGAUAGAUAAUCGAAACCGAUUCCAUGAACCAAUUAUAUUAAGCUAAGAAACUCAAUUAGAAUGAUCUACUUCAAUUUCAGGAGGCCAUGAAAUUCACCCUUAAAAUAAUAGCAGUUAAUUUUGAGUUGCUCAAUCUGGAACCGACGUUGGCUUCAACCACUAAAAAUGUUACUGACCUCUAUCUAUACUACGGUCUUCCAUCAAAAGCAGAUCAGUUAUAAAAUGAAAUAUAUAACCAGAGCAAACAAACCAUUUUUUUGAUUUUGUUACAGCAUAUAAUUGACAUAACAAGAAUGGCCUUAGAAUUCACCAUCAAAAGAUAAACGAAUCUAAGGAUCUUUUGUGUGGGAAAGGAAAUCGAUAAGAAAAAAUCAACUUCCAAUCCUCCAAAGAGAUUGAAUUUCAAGAGUGUACAAAGAAGUGAGUCAAAUACAUAAGAAAAAGUCAUUUAGUCGAAACAAUCUAUACAUCAUUUUGACACAUAAUCACCAAAUGAAUCUCCAGCAAAGACCUAAAGAAUUCUAGAAGAAAUUUAAGCAACUUCAAGAGACAAUUCAGUUAUCAGAUGUCAUCAAAUAAGAUAAACUGAAAUAGUUACUAAAACUCUUCUACCGUGUAUUUACUAACCAAAAUUCAACUAAUAAUCUCUCUUUCGACAACUAAAACAAAGAAACCUCAGCAUUUAAAAUACUAUUUCAUCCUACAUUAAGUAAAUUAAUGACAAAAUUAUUACUGAUUUAUGA
Molecule: messenger RNA, 819 nt
Organism: Paramecium tetraurelia
Lineage: Eukaryota; Ciliophora; Oligohymenophorea; Peniculida; Parameciidae
Exons: 3
Source: RefSeq, a predicted model, not a curated record